AUUCCAAAAGUAAUACGUACUUGCAAGCAUUCCACCUCCGGCCCAUGGGGUGGCCCGCACCACCCCCAAAUCUUGCUGGGGGUGGUCUGGUGUGGCCGGUGAGCCACACCUUGGCCCAUGGCUUUCACUUUUUUCCCCUCUCCCCCAAAUUCUCUCACCCCCUCCCACCCACCACCACAACCGGCCACCACCAUCCAGUACUGCCGGCCACCACCAUCCAGUGGCUGCAAAGCAAACUCGCUGCCGCCCACCACUAGCCCUUUCCCCUCUCUCUCUCAAACCCCUUAAAACUCUUCCCUCCACCCUCUCCCACCAAGCAGCACCUUCAACCCCCACCAAGGUCUGAAGGGCCCUGCCUUUGAGAGGUUCCCUGACAAAAAAAAAAAAAAAAUCCGCCCCCACCGAACGACGCCCACACCAUCCGCCUUUGCCCAACACAAGAAAUGCCCACCCACUGUGGCACUAGCUAGAUCUACGAAAGUAUCGAGUGCAUAGGAUCUUUGAGUCCAAAAUCACCACACCGGGGGCUCACCUACAGUGAUGAGCCUGGAGUGGUAUAUGAGUCAACUCAUGGAUGGGAGAGUAGAUAGUUGAUUUUGUGGGAUUGGAGCCAAGUUAGAGCCAGAUGAUGCCUAAUAUUCAUUUAUAUGUUUUCUGAAUAGUUUAUCUUUUCUGGAGAUGGAAUGCAUGUUCGUGUCAAUGGACACUUGAAGAGCUUUGUCGUGUUGGGUUUCUUCUCCCUAGCUCAAGUCUGAUCGUUUCUAUUCACAAAGAAACAAAUUAUGCAAACAGCUUCCCAUUUUCAUUCAUUCUUGUGCUUCUCUAACAGUUUUAAUACUUGCAGAAGAAACACCACCGUAAAACCAGAUGGGUGGAUGAAAAUGCAUACCCCUCAUUUAAAAAAGCUUACUAAUAGAGAAGUUCACCAUCCAGGAAGACAUAAAUCUCUCGUGACUGUGCCACCGACCAGAUUGUGUGCAAUUGCCAACACUGAUGAUGGUUCCCCCCCAUCUGUCCCUGUGUUACAAGAAUAUACAAAUACAAACCAUAUACCCAAUUCGGAAGCAGAAACCUUUCUCAGCAAAUGGUCACCACCCAGGUAUCUGUGGAGGGGAUUGUCAGUUCUUAUCCUGGCAGGACAGGUUAUUAUCAGGACUCUAAAGGGAAAAGUCCACUGGAGGAAUACUCUGCAACAGCUGGAGAGAGUUGGGCCAAGAUCAGUUGGGGUCUGUCUUCUAACAUCAGCUUUUGUUGGGAUGGCUUUCACGAUCCAGUUUGUUAGAGAAUUCACCAGAUUGGGAUUAAACAGAUCUGUUGGUGGGGUAUUAUCUCUGGCUUUCGCAAGGGAGCUGAGUCCUGUCAUUACAUCAAUUGUUGUUGCUGGGCGUAUUGGAAGUGCAUAUGCAGCAGAGUUAGGAACAAUGCAGGUUUCUGAGCAAACUGACACCUUGAGAGUUCUUGGGGCAGACCCUGUUGAUUAUCUUGUGACACCUAGGGUGAUUGCCUCCUGUAUUGCUUUACCUUUUUUGACCCUUAUGUGCUUCACCGUGGGGAUGGCAUCCAGUGCUCUCUUGGCUGAUAGUGUUUAUGGGGUUAGCAUUAACAUUAUCUUAGAUUCUGCUCAAAGAGCACUUAAAUCUUGGGACAUAAUUAGUGCCAUGAUAAAGUCACAGGUUUUUGGUGCAAUUAUAUCUGUUGUGAGCUGUGCAUGGGGAGUUACCACUCUGGGAGGUGCUAAAGGUGUUGGGGAGUCUACAACUUCGGCUGUGGUUAUCUCACUUGUUGGUAUUUUUAUUGCUGACUUUGCACUCUCUUAUUGCUUCUUCCAAGGAGCUGGAGAUUCACUGAAGAAUUGCUUAUGAACAGUUUUGUUGGUGUGUGAUGUUCAGUUGGAGUUUCUCCAUUAUUAUUUGUUUAUUGAUAAUGCCUACACAUUGCAUAAGCAAAAACGCAUUAUGUAAUUCAUGAUUUAUGGUCAUUCAGCUUGAGCUUCCUUUUUUGGUUAA
Molecule: messenger RNA, 2006 nt
Organism: Corylus avellana
Lineage: Eukaryota; Viridiplantae; Streptophyta; Magnoliopsida; Fagales; Betulaceae
Product: protein TRIGALACTOSYLDIACYLGLYCEROL 1, chloroplastic
Biological process (GO): phospholipid transport
Cellular component (GO): ATP-binding cassette (ABC) transporter complex
Source: RefSeq, a predicted model, not a curated record